AUGACUUCCUCAUCUUCACGACUCAGCAUCCUUCUCCUGUCAACAUGUCUCCUCACCCCAAUGCUCGCCCUCAGCUCCGACGAAUACUGCGACCUCCCCAGCUGGAACCCCACAAAGCCAUUCUCGCCAUGGUUCAAAGCCUGGACAAACGUAACCAGCGGGCCUGGCGGCGACGAUCCAAACUUCGUAAACAACAUGGCAUGCUGGUGGUACGCAGACUGCAUUUUUGGCCUAGUAGCUGAGACCCGCAAACAGCAAUAUGGCGCGAUUUCUAUCGUGAUGGCGCUGAUUCCUCUGAUAUUGAAGGAUAUUGCUUGGCCGGAACAGAGGCUCGUUAUGAUUUCGAGUCAGAGGAAUUGGGCGGUGGAGAUUGUGGUUAGGGGGUUGGGGUUGAAUCCUGUUAUUCCGGAGGAUCGAUCGAGGUUUCAUGCAGGGAGGUCGUUUCAUCCGGUUAUUUCGGCGGCGAUACUUUUCUUUCUUGUGGUGUUUUUGUUGGUGUCGUAUGGACUUUUGGCUGUGAUGGAAGUGUACUCGAAGCGGUCGUCGUUGGGAUGUCCUGUCCCUGCAUUCGUUGUCCUUUGGUUUAUUGUUGGCCUAGCUCCAGCUACGGUUGAAGUCGCGAUUGGAAGAUACCGAGAACGGAGUGCUAGGAACAAUACUGCGAAGCUGGAAAAGAAUGGAGUUCCGCAGAAUGGAGAAGCGGGUUCGGGCAAGUCCACUGUGGUGGUGUCUGGAGACGAAGAGGCGCAGAAUGUCAGAAAUGGGUAUAGCGCUGUAUCGACAGGUGGACCUCUGGGUGGUUCAGACGGAGAGAGCAAGCAUGGUGAGAACGGGACGCCCCAGGUAUCGAACAAUAUCCAGGGUGGAGAGCAGCAUUGGGUGGCACAGUUCUGCUGGGGACUAUACUACUCUGGCGGCGGAUUGAUAUUUACUUCUAUCAUGUUGGUGACAGUGGUUGAGCUUUUUACUUGGAUGUUAUCGGCUGGAUUAGCCAGUGCCGCAGGCAAAAUGCUGGGGUAUAGAUUAUGUGGAUAUUGGGGGCCGAGAGUGAAGAAUGGAUGA
Messenger RNA from Cadophora gregata, 1062 nucleotides. RefSeq lists its product as uncharacterized. The record is from RefSeq and is a predicted model, not a curated record. The transcript has a single exon. Bases 1 to 1062 code for a protein of 353 amino acids. NCBI's taxonomy places the organism in Eukaryota, Fungi, Ascomycota, Leotiomycetes, Helotiales, Ploettnerulaceae.